AUGUCCACGGCCACAACGACGGCGAUGCAAAGCUCACGCCCUCCAAUCGUUCCCAAGGAUUUUUCUGCACAGCAACCUCAGACCAUCCGCCUCUAUCCUCUCUCCAAUUACACAUUCGGAACCAAAGAAACACAACCGGAGGAGGAUCCCUCGGUUUUGGCCCGGUUGAAGCGCCUCGAGGAACACUACGAGCAGUAUGGAAUGAGGCGGACUUGCGAGGGAGUUCUCGUCUGUCACGAACAUAACCAUCCUCAUGUGUUGAUGUUGCAGAUUGCCAAUGCGUUCUUCAAACUGCCCGGGGAUUACCUUCAACAUGACGACGACGAAGUGGACGGAUUCAAGAAACGACUGAACGAACGUCUCGCACCCGUGGGAUCGCAGUUCUCCGGCGAAGGAGUCAACGAGGAUUGGGAGAUUGGCGAUACUCUUGCGCAAUGGUGGCGGCCCAAUUUUGAAACCUUUAUGUACCCAUUUCUCCCGGGUCACGUAACCCGGCCGAAGGAGUGCAAGAAGUUGUAUUUCAUUCAAUUGCCCAAAAAGAAGGUCCUCUCCGUUCCCAAGAACAUGAAACUUCUAGCUGUACCUUUGUUCGAACUGUAUGACAACACGGCCCGGUACGGUCCACAGCUCUCUGCCAUCCCACAUUUACUGUCCCGGUACAAUUUUGAAUUCGUUGAUGAGAAUGACAACGUGGUUGCGGCCACCCCGGGUACACCUUUCCCGGAGUCGCGAGUCCCCAGCUCUAAGGUACUGAGUGGUGCAAGUGGGGAUGGACAGGACGAAGGGAUGGCAGACUACGUGGGGGAUGGAACGGAGAACGGAGGGACAGACCGCAAUGCGGUAAAUGCGGUUGCUGCCUGGCCGCAGACGCCCCGUGAGUACAUUCUAACGGUCUUCGGCGUGGAGUACUUCCCUGUCUAG
Molecule: messenger RNA, 921 nt
Organism: Aspergillus tanneri
Lineage: Eukaryota; Fungi; Ascomycota; Eurotiomycetes; Eurotiales; Aspergillaceae
Product: cleavage and polyadenylation specificity factor subunit 5
Exons: 5
Coding region: 1-921 (306 amino acids)
Cellular component (GO): mRNA cleavage factor complex
Molecular function (GO): mRNA binding
Source: RefSeq, a predicted model, not a curated record